UCUUCACACACAAAUCUCCCACUAUAAUAUCACUCUUUGUUUCUUCUCCCUGCUAGCCAUACCAUGGCAUCACCACCAACCUCUCUAGUGUUCAAGGUCCGUAGAUAUGAACCUGAACUAAUCUCCCCCGCCAAACCAGUUCCUCGUGAGCUAAAGCUGCUUUCCGACAUCGAUGACCAAGAAGGUCUCCGAUUCCAUAUCCCGGUUAUACAAUUUUAUCGUUACAAUCCUUCUAUGAAAGGGAAAGACCCUGCUAAGAUCGUUAAGGAGGCGCUAGCAAAAGCGUUAGUGUUUUACUACCCGUUGGCGGGGAGGCUCAGGGAAGGCCCUGCGCGUAAACUUAUGGUGGAUUGUAAUGGUGAGGGAAUCCUGUUUGUUGAGGGUGAUGCUGAUGUUAGUAUUGAAGAAUUUGGUGAAGCACUUCAUCCUCCAUUUCCUUGUUUGGAGGAGCUUAUUUUUGAUGUUCCUGGCUCUUCUGCUGUGCUCAACUCUCCCUUGAUACUUGUUCAGGUGACGCGCCUACGAUGCGGUGGUUUUAUUCUUGCGCUCCGUCUCAACCAUACAAUGGCAGAUGCACAGGGUCUCGUCCAAUUCAUGUCCGCCGUAGGAGAGAUGGCACGUGGCGCAACUGUACCAUCAUUGCAGCCAGUUUGGGGCCGUCACGUUCUUUUUGCCCGAGAUCCACCGCAUGUGACACGCACGCACAGGGAAUACGAUGAGGUGCCGGACAGCAAAGGCACUAUAAUCCCACUUGAUGACAUGGCCCACCGCUCUUUCUUCUUCGGUUCCGCAGAAAUCUCAGCUAUUCGCAGAUUCGUCCCACCUCAUCUCCGCAACUGCUCCACCUUCGAAAUCCUAACCGCCUGCCUCUGGCGGUUGCGCACCAUCGCGCUCCGACCCGACCCGGAGGAAGAGAUGCGGAUCAUCUGUAUAAUCAACUCCCGCGGCAAGUCGAAUUCCUUCGUGCCGAAGGGGUACUACGGGAACGCGUUCGCAUUUCCGGUGGCAGUCGCGACUGCAAAAGAACUCAAAGAGAACCCGCUGGGGUUCGCGGUAGAGAAGGUGAGGGAGGUGAAGGCGGGAGUCGAUGGAGAGUACAUGAAGUCAGUGGCGGAUCUGAUGGUGGUGAAGGGGCGGCCCCACUUCACUGUGGUGCGGUCGUAUUUGGUAUCAGACGUCACACGUGCCGGGUUCGGAGAGCUGGAUAUAGGGUGGGGUAUGCCUGCUUACGGUGGGCCCGCAAAAGGAGGUGUGGGGGCCAUACCUGGCGUGGCAAGUUUCUAUAUACCGUUGAAGAACACGAAAGGAGAGGAAGGAAUAUUGGUUCCACUCUGUUUGCCUGCUCCAGCUAUGGAAAGAUUUGUGAAACAACUGGACAGCAUGUUGAAAGACCAAAAUACCCCCAGCUCUAGUCUUAUUAUCUCUGCACUUUAGAUCAAGAAAAUGAGUGGUGACGUGGUGUGGUGUAUCAGUGUAUCUGAAGGAGGGACUGAAGUGGAAUUGACAUGUGUGUUUGAGGUAGAUUGAUAGUGUAUUAAGUAUGAUGUACGUCUACUACUUACUAGUACGUAUUUUCAGAACAUGUACGGUUGUUAAUUAAGUUCGGUAAUGAGAGAUUCAUGUCCCCAA
Molecule: messenger RNA, 1629 nt
Organism: Tripterygium wilfordii
Lineage: Eukaryota; Viridiplantae; Streptophyta; Magnoliopsida; Celastrales; Celastraceae
Product: benzyl alcohol O-benzoyltransferase-like
Exons: 2
Coding region: 64-1434 (456 amino acids)
Molecular function (GO): acyltransferase activity, transferring groups other than amino-acyl groups
Source: RefSeq, a predicted model, not a curated record